AUGCUUUCCAAACGCGAACAAGCUUUCUUUUACUGGUACUUUAUCAUCCAUAUCCCCAUCACGGUGUUAAUUGACUCCUCCGUCAUACUCCCCGACCGGUUUCAAUACACACGCCGUCUCGUGGAUUGGCACAUUGUUCAAAAUAACGAUUUCCUACUAUAUGAAAAACCACUGUGGUUAAAAUGCUUCGUAUGGGUCGAAGUAGUAGCGCAGUUGCCUGCUUUCUUUUGGUUUGCAGUCAAGAUCAAACAGCUAUGGGCUAUGCAGGAACACAAGUCCAAGAGGGACAAGGCGGAAGUUCACAAACAUAAGGCUACGUUAUCACGGUGGUUAAAAGUUUACGGCUGGAACGCCUCCUUAACCACUCUCGUGUGCAUUUACGCCAUUUGGAUCCGGGGUUACUACCCAUCGGUGCCCUUCAUCUCGAUGACUACUCGAGACAAAUUGCAGCUCAUCGGGUUGUACGUCCCUUACUUGCUGCUGCCACUGUACCUCGUAUUUUUCGCUUAA
Lachancea fermentati is the source of this 510-nucleotide messenger RNA. Lineage: Eukaryota; Fungi; Ascomycota; Saccharomycetes; Saccharomycetales; Saccharomycetaceae. The record is from the annotation of a GenBank genome assembly.